AAGGCUCUUCCAUUCUCUAUCCCUCGUGGCGCGGUAAAAGAUUGGCGCAAUUGCCGCCUUGGCUUGAGGACAACUUUGUAAGCUAUUUGGGCUUAAUAAGGUAAGCUGGAUAUCCUCAGUUGCUAUAAAUCUUGGGCGCGUAUAUCGGCUGAGAAAAUCUCUCCGCUCUUUGUAAAUAUCUCCCACCACCAUUUCCCUCUCUCUGGACUUCUUGUAACGAAGGAUCAAAAAGACCAGAGUAAAAGAGUAAAAACACCAGAAGAGGAGGUAAAGAGAUCGAGAAAGAAGCUUAAAUGUAAUAAUAAGAGAGAAAGAGACCUGGAGAAAGGAGUUGGUUUGGAGUCAGUGGGGCAGGAAGACAGAUGAAGGGAAAGGAGAAGGGGAGGGCUCUGUUUGGGAUAGCAUUGACAGAGAGGCCAAAGUGGCAGCAGUUCCUCAUAUGCUCCUCUGGGUUCUUCUUUGGCUACUUGGUCAAUGGUAUUUGUGAGGAAUAUGUCUACAAUCGUUUGCAAUUCAGCUAUGGAUGGUACUUCACCUUUGUGCAGGGUUUUGUCUAUCUGGGGCUCAUACAUCUACAAGGCUUUACCAUGAAGCAGAUGGUGAAUCCAUGGAAGACCUACGUGAAGCUAUCUGCUGUUCUUAUGGGAUCGCAAGGCCUUACAAAGGGCUCCCUGGCCUUCUUGAACUACCCAGCUCAGCUUAUGUUCAAAUCUACUAAGGUACUACCAGUGAUGAUAAUGGGGGCCUUCAUUCCUGGUCUUCGGCGUAAAUAUCCAGCGCAUGAAUACAUUUCGGCAGUACUUCUUGUGGUGGGUCUUAUCCUCUUCACCUUGGCUGAUGCCCAAACAUCGCCAAACUUUAGCUUUAUUGGCGUGGUGAUGGUAUCUGGUGCUCUUGUCAUGGACUCCUUUCUUGGUAAUCUCCAGGAGGCAAUCUUUACCGUGAAUCCUGAAACCACCCAGAUGGAAAUGCUCUUCUGCUCUACCGUUGUUGGCCUACCUUUCUUGAUUCCUCCCAUGGUUUUAACUGGGGAGCUCUUCAUAGCCUGGAAAUCCUGCUACCAGCAUCUAUAUGUCUAUGCUGUGCUGGUGUUUGAAGCAAUGGCCACCUUUGUUGGUCAGGUCUCUGUGCUCUCCCUUAUUGCAAUUUUUGGGGCCGCAACCACUGCUAUGGUAACUACAGCAAGGAAGGCAGUCACACUUCUGUUAUCAUAUUUGAUAUUCACUAAGCCAUUGACAGGGCAGCAUGGCACUGGUCUUUUACUUAUUGCAAUGGGAGUUCUCUUGAAACUUCUUCCAGAAUACAAAGACCCCAUUCUUCCUAAAGUAAAACAGCCACAGCAGCAAGGAUCUCAAGAACAAGAAGAUGAAAAGGGGCCCUUGGUCUGAAGGAGCACAGAAUAUUUGCUUUGUGAUUUUUAUUCUCUAGCUCAUUUUAGGAGUGUAAUGUCUAGAGGUAGUUGUUUUAUUGUUUAUUGUUUUAUUAUUGCUUUCUUCUUUCUAUAAGCCUUUAAGAAGGUGAGCCUCAACGCAAUGGUGAGAUUGUUCCAUUAUGACCGAUGUGUCAUGCCUCGAGUCACGGAAAAUCUCUCCACAUGCUGGGAUAAGGCUUCACCAAUCUGACCCUCCCCCAACCCCACAACUGUAGGAGCAUCAGGUAUCGGUAUGGCAAUCCCAAGUUCAAUGGACCUUACAAAUAAUGAACAAAUGAAUAAAAUUGUAUUUUCUGCAG
Messenger RNA from Elaeis guineensis (African oil palm), 1731 nucleotides. Its product is annotated as UDP-galactose/UDP-glucose transporter 4. The record is from RefSeq and is a predicted model, not a curated record. Gene Ontology annotation, cellular component: Golgi membrane; endoplasmic reticulum membrane. Gene Ontology annotation, molecular function: 3'-phosphoadenosine 5'-phosphosulfate transmembrane transporter activity. Lineage: Eukaryota; Viridiplantae; Streptophyta; Magnoliopsida; Arecales; Arecaceae. Gene Ontology annotation, biological process: transmembrane transport; 3'-phosphoadenosine 5'-phosphosulfate transport.